Messenger RNA from Lathyrus oleraceus (garden pea), 675 nucleotides. RefSeq lists its product as uncharacterized. Bases 61 to 675 code for a protein of 204 amino acids. NCBI's taxonomy places the organism in Eukaryota, Viridiplantae, Streptophyta, Magnoliopsida, Fabales, Fabaceae. The transcript has 4 exons. The record is from RefSeq and is a predicted model, not a curated record.
ACUACAUAUAUAUACAUAUGUAACAUAACAUAUCACAUUAUUUUUUGUCAUAACACAAACAUGGAUCAUCAAAAACUACUCUCUCAUGAUUCCUCUUCCAUCCCUCUCAUUGCUAGACUCGAUCAUUUGGAAUUCAUUAUGAAAUAUUUAGAAAGAAAACAAAGAUGUGGAAACAAUGUUGUUAAUGGGGGUGCUGAUAAUAAUAAUAAUAAACAACAAUCUUCUGAAUCUUCCAUUAAAGAAGAUUACUUUAAAGGAACAUUGAUGGAUCGUGUUGCCUCUCUUGAAAACAGGCUUUUUCAGCUUUGUGUAGAGAUGGAUUCAAGUGGAAGCUCAAAUCCUCUGUCUGUUGCUUCCACACAAGCUUCUGGUGAGUCUUCAUCAAGCCAAGGAUCCAAGGGAGAAAUAAGUUACUCAUUUCCAACCUUCAACAAUGUCCCUAAUCAUAAUGGUGACAAACAAAUAAUGCCUCACAAUCAUAAUAACACUACUCAAUUCAAGGAAAAACCAGAGAUUGUGGAAGAGCCUCAAACGAAAAGCACAUGUUCUAGUAAUAAGCAACAAGUGGUGGUGGCAAAGAAUAAUAAAGGGAAGAAGAGUGAAAAGAAAAGCAAAAGUGAAAAGAAAAUAGUGCCUUCUAUUAGUUGGCCACAUUUAAAAUUACUAGGCUGUUAA